GCAAAGGUUAUUACAAACGUAAGGACAAACGACGUUGUUUCCCUGAUUAUGUUUUCUCCAAUUUCGCUUCAAAAGAUAUCUAAACGAUUGUCUUGGAAUUCUUCUUGGCGUUGCUCUUGUGGGAUUACCAUGCCGCAUUCCAACACAAUUUGAACAGACCAAAAACCAGGGGUCCAUGGUCUUUGGCCACAAACUGGUCGCUAUGGAUCGAGUAAAUGUCUGCCUCCAAAGUCUACUUUAGACCCAGCCAAAAUCCAUUACUGCUACGACGAGGAUGGUGACACAAUAGAACACGAGAGAUGGUUUGAGAACCACGAAUGGGAAAAACACGGCAUUUGUGCCGGUGUCUCCGAUGCCGAUGCGUUCUUUGACUUGGUUUGCAAUAUCUCGAGAGCGCCAUUGGCUCUGAUGACCAGCGUCCGCAACCAGCAGCCAUCGUCGGACAAAUCCCUCGACCCCUUUGUCGAGGCGCUAGAAUCGGCUGGGUAUCCAGUAUUCAGCACAGAUAAUCUUUUCAAGCAGAUUCUAUUGAGUGCAUGUGCUUCUGAGGAUGGCAAAUGGAUCCUUGCCGAUGCAUCGGAAUUCUCUGCAAAAUGCGGUGGCCCACGAAAUUCGAAUGAUGUGGUGUCACAAUGAAAUGUGUACCAGAGAAUACUGUGAAUUUAAAACAUUUGUUUAGCGCAAUAAAUCUAUAAUUUCAAC
Molecule: messenger RNA, 702 nt
Organism: Pseudo-nitzschia multistriata
Lineage: Eukaryota; Bacillariophyta; Bacillariophyceae; Bacillariales; Bacillariaceae
Source: the annotation of a GenBank genome assembly